CUUUGCUGGAGCCGCUGCCGCCGCCGCUGCCCGCUUUCCGGCGAGCCGGAGUCUCCGUGCCGUACCCUUGGUCCCCGGCCGCGCGGAGCCGGGAUGCACUGCUCCUGCUGUGGGUUCUCAUCAUGGAGACCAAACGGGUGGAGAUUCCCGGCAGCGUCCUGGACGAUCUCUGCAGCCGAUUUAUUUUGCAUAUUCCCAGCGAGGAAAGAGACAAUGCUAUCCGAGUGUGUUUUCAGAUUGAACUUGCCCAUUGGUUUUACUUGGAUUUCUACAUGCAGAACACACCAGGAUUACCUCAGUGUGGGAUAAGAGACUUUGCUAAAGCUGUCUUCAGUCACUGUCCAUUUUUGCUGCCUCAAGGUGAAGAUGUGGAAAAAAUUUUGGAUGAAUGGAAGGAAUAUAAAAUGGGAGUACCAACAUAUGGUGCAAUUAUUCUUGAUGAGACACUUGAAAAUGUACUACUGGUUCAGGGGUACCUAGCAAAAUCAGGCUGGGGAUUUCCAAAAGGAAAAGUAAAUAAAGAAGAAGCUCCUCAUGAUUGUGCUGCUAGAGAGGUCUUUGAAGAAACUGGUUUUGAUAUCAAAGAUUAUAUUUGUAAGGAUGAUUACAUUGAACUUCGAAUCAAUGACCAGCUUGCUCGUUUGUACAUCAUUCCAGGAAUUCCAAAAGACACAAAAUUUAACCCAAAAACCAGAAGAGAAAUUCGGAACAUUGAGUGGUUCUCCAUUGAGAAAUUGCCCUGUCAUAGAAAUGAUAUGACUCCAAAAUCCAAACUUGGUUUGGCACCUAACAAAUUCUUUAUGGCCAUUCCCUUUAUCAGGCCAUUAAGGGACUGGCUUUCCCGGAGAUUUGGAGAUUCCUCAGACAGUGACAAUGGAUUUUCCUCUGUUGGUAGCACACCAGCUAAACCCACUGUGGAAAAAUUGAGUCGAACCAAAUUCCGCCACAGUCAGCAGUUAUUUCCUGAAGGUUCUCCUGGUGACCAGUGGGUGAAACACAGGCAACCACUGCAGCAAAAGCCAUAUAAUAAUCAUUCUGAAAUGUCUGACCUUUUAAAAGCAAAGAAUCAAAGUAUCAGGGGAAAUGGCAGAAAACAGUAUCAGGACUCACCUAAUCAAAAGAAAAGAACAAACGGGGUCCACAGCCAGCCAGCCAAGCAGCAGAAUCCCUUGAUGAAAUGUGAAAAAAAACUUCAUCCACGAAAACUUCAGGAUAAUUUCGAAACAGAUGCUGUAUGUGACUUGCCUUGCUCCAGUGAAGACCAGUUGCUAGAACAUGCUGAGGGACAGUCUGUGGCAUGUAAUGGUCAUUGCAAGUUCCCCUUUUCAUCCAGAGCCUUUUUGAGUUUUAAAUUUGACCAUAAUGCUAUAAUGAAAAUCUUGGACCUUUGAUAGCAGCAGAUGUGUUGUGGAAGUCCCAAGAUCAGAGACCUGUUGCAUUUGAGUGGGUGUCUCUUUGAGCCUUACCUUUCUCAGGUGUUUUAAAGAAAUGCAGGGAGGCAGUGAUGUUUCUGAAGAUAUUGUUCUCUGUGCAGAAGAGAGAGUAGAAAGAAACAUGAGUUUGCACUGUAAAUGCAGUUAAAACCUUUUAUACAGAUGUACCUUUUCAGUGUUUGGCCAACGAAUUUAAGUUGCUUUUUAUGAGAGCAUUUUUUCUGUGUGAUUGUGGUUUUUAUUUCAUGUUCUGGUCAAGAAAAUAGUAUUUGAAUCAUCAUCAUCAGGUAGCCAAUAUAAUGGGAAUGCUCCAUCUAUCCAUGACAGUGAUUGCAAUAAGAGUUUCCUUAUAUUGACAUUUUUAAAAGAAACUUAAAAUUCACAAAUACUAAAUGCAAGAACUGAAAAUGUCACUGAAGUCAAGAUUGCAGGUCAUCUGCUUUGGUGGCAUUUUGCGCAUUUCUCUGCUUCUAACCACUUAGGUUCUCUAAUCCUCCUCUGCUUGGAGAUUUGUUGAAAGGUUAUUUUUAGAGCCAGCAUCUACUAUGUAAUGUUCAUGUUAAAAACGAACUCUUAGCACUUCAUUAAGGGACAAAGUCCUCAGCCUGGAGAGGGACUGAGUUGGUUGGGUGGGGAGUGGACACUCUGACUUGGCAUUGAGAGCCUUGUGCAGUCAGUGAUCAGUGAACCUGCUGGGGAGCAGGGAAUCCAGGGCCUGGCAACUGUUUUGGUCUUGUCUUCACUGUCCUGCCAUCAGUCCUUUAGUAUUGUACAAUGGUUUUGUUCCUGUGAAAAUUUAUUUUCUGUUGUAGCUGUGUAAAUAUGAAUGGAAUACUGACAUUAUUAAGUUUUACAUUGCAUCUCGGUAUUGAUCUCUGGAAACUGAUGUAUUAGGUUCCAAUUUUCAGUAGUAGCAGAAACUGACAUGCUUUUAUGGGCAUGCUGAAGCCUCUGGACGAAGGAGCACGAAGGGAAGGGGCAUAUGGUUCAGGCAAGUACAAGUAAAGCAUUUCAAUAGUGGAGGAUCAGAACGUGAAGGUAGCAUAUACAGAACUCAUUCCUGGCACUAGAUUUUGCUCCUUCGGGAUUCUUAAAUCUAAAUAAGGGUGGCAGUGCCCAUUUUAAGAAGGAUUUCAGCUCUAAUUGAGGACAAUCACCAGGGCUUUAAAGGGGUUUAGUGUUUGGGCUGCCUCUGACCUCACUGAAGGUAUUUCUUUUGAGGGGUGGUGUGUGAGCAUAUGUGUGCGUGUGCAUCUGUCAUGUGGGUUUUAAAAAUCUUUUUUUACAUGUGGUAUCCACAAAAUAUAUCUCUGCUUGUAAAUUUUAUUAUAGAAAUCUUUAUUCUGUAUAGAUAGCCUAUUUAAUAGGGAUUCUAUAUAACCCAGUGGGACUUUCAGAAGAAGUACUAUUGUAAGGAAUUCACUUGGUAUUUCUUUGCUUUAGCUUUUAAAUGGCUUGAUUUUAAAGGAGAAAUUCUAUUUAUUAAUAAAAGUGUCACCCUCUUGGUGCUAAGCAGGAGAAUUCACAAUUACAGCAGUGUGUUUAAAAUUAGGUUUUUCAUAAUCCUGCAUCUUUUAAUGUGAUAAACUUGUGAAUCCUUCUGUGACCUUUUUUAAAAUGCAUUAUAUGACUGCUUUUGGAAGCUCUUACUGUUCUUUCCAGAAAUACAGCUGCUUUGCUUGGGUCUCCUUGAGCCAUAUUUAUAGUUGGUCCCAGCAUUCCAGAUUUCUGUUAAAUUGUUAGGCGAGUAAAAACUUAGUUUGCCUCGCAGGUAAAUCAUUUUCACUCACUUACUGUCAUCUGGAAACCAUACAAUUUCAGUGAUUGUGUGUGUGUGUGUGUGUGUGUUGUUGUUAAUUUUUUUCUAUUUUAGUCAGUUUUUCUGGUGCCUAGAGUUGGGUUUUUCAGCUCUAAAUAUGAAAGCAAAAGAGAUUAGAGUUAGUUACCAGAAGUAUGUCCUCUAAAGGUGUGGUGAGCCUUUUUAAGAACCAACAGAUUCUCUCUUGUCAAUUACAGCAGUUUAACAAUAGUUAAAUGUUAUUGCUGUUGUGCUGCUUCAUUUAAUGCACUGUGGAACAGAAUAAGGGUAUUGUUGGGAUGGGAUUUUGGUAACUUGAGGCUUUUAGCUGUGUUGACAGUUUGAGAUAAAAAGAUGUGAGUUAAAGUUUAUGUGUGUGAUAUGACUUAACUAUGCAGAAAAUAUAUAAGUUGGGUGUACCUGUUUUAUGUACAUCUGCUAUACUUACUCCCUUGAACCUGUGUAUUUCUCAGUGUUCAGGUUACCUUGAGAAAGGCCAUGCUUAGCACAGAACUGGAUUUCUCCUCUGAGAAAUUAUAGCAUGGUUUGAAGGAAUCAAGUGAUAAAGCAGUGUGCUGAAUAUGCAAUAAUUUACUUCUGUGUGCUGCAUUUUAAGAAGCUAGAUGAGAAGAGUAGUUGUGUUGGCUUCAUUAUGUUUUAUGUCUUUGAGAGAAAAAUAGGUCUUUGAGUCCACUUUUUAAAUGUUUUUAUGUUCCAGCCUUACAUGUUCCAAGGUUCAGUGCACUGUGAAUCUUUUUUUUUAAUUUUGUAGGUGCUUUUAUGUAUAACUGUAAUGAUUUGUACGAUGUUAAGUGAAGUUUUUUGUACUUAACCAUUGUUAUCCAAAAGGUAGGGGUAUAAUUUACAUGCUUUCACAAGCUUUUUGUUAAGAAAGAGCAAAUGAAUGGUUUUAGGAUUUCAACCAGUGACACUCUCCUGAGACAGAAAUUGAAUGAAACCCUUAGCAUGGGUAAAAUUUGAAGAGGUUUGAAACUUAAGUUGGAUUUUCAUGUUAAUAUAUAAAAACAAGUCUCCUGUGCUGUCAAAGGAUUUGUGGUCACUGCUUGCUGCUUUGAGCUUUGGAUAUCCUUAUUUUUCUAUUAAAUAUCAAUUAGUAAGUGCAGAUAAUGAAGAUGUAUAGCAAAAUACAGCAAAAGUAAUUAUAUGCUGUAAGAUUGGGUAUUUUGUCUUUUAAGGCUUUAGUAGUUUUGUGUAAUGUCAAAUAAAAAAAUUCAAAUCUAAGUGAAUGGCAUCCUUCCAUAGGAAUUAAAUUUAAAUUUUAUUAUAAAACUCAACAUAUUAUGGUGGUCAUUAGAAAAAUUCAGGUCUAAGUGCAUGUAUGCAUUAAAAACAUUUCGUUACCUAAUUCCCUUCCCCCCUCCUUUGGUUUCCAACAGGAGUUAACUUGAACAGUAAGGAGCAAAGUCGAUAUAAAAAUUAGACUGCCAAAUUACUUUUCUUACUAUGAUAAUAUAUUGUGGCUUUUUAUCUUUAUUUUUGUACCAGUACUUCUCUCUGCCUGUUCAGAGAUUGUGUUUUGAUUGACAUCUAUUGUGUCUCUGUAUUCUCUGAGGCAGUGUUUUCUUUGCAUAUUAAUCAUAGUUACAAGGUCAAAUUCAUUAACAUGUUUCUGAUUGAAGAAAGGUGUUACUUAGUGAUUUUGACUCGGAUUAUAUUCUGGCCUGGGGAAGGGGCUCAUAUGUAUUGUUUUAACUUCAGAUUAAUGAUAAGCAAGACUUAUUUUGUCUGAAGGUGUCAAUAUCCUUUUCCUUUAAGUACCUAUCUCUGGGUAAACAAGUGUUAGUAAAAGUACAGUUUUGUUAAACCUUGUUUUUGAUAGUUGGAUAAAGCCUGGCUAGUUCCUCAUUUUAUGUUCUGUCCUAAGCCUUUAAAGUGCAUUUGUAUAGUUGCCUAAAACUCUAAAAAUGAGAUUAUGAUGGGCUUUCUCAGCAGCUUUUUCUACCUAGAAUUGAGUUGCUCUUGAAGUUUAUACUCCUGUGUCAUAAAGAUGGCAGAUUGCAAAUAGGCAGUAAAGGCUCUUUCCCCGUGCUUGCAAAAUAGAGUUCUGGAUUGCAGUUUCAAGAUCCAGUAUAGAGAAUUAUUACAGAACAAAAGUGCUCUGAGGGGAAGAUAGCUGUAGUUGUUGGGCAAAGAGUGGAAGGAAGAAAUUUUAGAAGAUAAAUCAAUUCUUGAGUGCUGUCUGUUGUAUUAGGCUAGAAACAUGAUCAUUGCCUAGGCCAAGCAGUGUCUAAUAUAUAUGGCCAUUACCAGGUGUUUCCUAGCUCUGGGUAAAGUUAUUUUUUUACCGUUGCCAAGCAAUCCAGUAAAUCUUAAGUAAUUUUUCUCACUUCAGAGACCAGUAUUUGAGAGUGCAGUCCUUCCUGUGCUGAUAAUUUACAACUCCAGCUGCACUGAAGUGCUCUACUUUCUUACAGGAAUGUGACUCAGAGCACCGACAGCCAUGGUCAGGCAUGUGUCAUAGUCACUUCAUAUGGUAGCUAUACAUUUGUCCUGAAUGGUGAUCCAUUCCUUUCCAUCUAGUUUUCUUGUGACAAACCACAUUACUAUUGAAACAGUAGUCUAAAGCUAAGGAAAAGAAUGAAGCUACCUCUCAUACAUGGGAGUGGACUUGGAAGGCUGGCUGCCACCAGCUUAGUUGCUCAGACUUUAAAGUACAAAGAAAUGUAAAUAAAAAGCUAUGGUAAAAUAUGGAAAUUUUAUUUUGAGAGAUGUUUAUAAUUGAAUCUUUACUCUGGGUCUCCAGAUGAAUGAAAUCACAAGUAAUGAGAUUCCAUUUGUCUUGUGUCUUCUGUGGUUAGCAGAGGGGAUGGUCUAGCUCUAGUAGCAGCUUGAAAGCACAAUCUGAAAAUAACCGUGACAAGAGUGCUUGCAUUAGCUGUGUCAUAUUGGCCAAGGGUGCUUGGGAGAAAGGGAUUGGAUGCAGAAAUCAGUUGAAGUCAGUUGCCUUGGUUUGUGACUUCGUCCCAUAUCAGCCCUCCUCUUAGUAGACUUCUUUUAUCCAAUGGAAGAAUAAGGCCCUGAACAUAUAUAUGUGCUGCUUUUUUUUUUGGUGGGAGGGCUCUUGCAGGGGUUUGGGUGUUGUUUUGGUUCUUGGCUUCUAUCUGUUGAAUGCCAUUUGAAGACUGGUUGUUUCUUAAUUCUGUUUCUUGGUGUGACUGGCCGGGAAGAGGCCAUAAGAGUCUCCACCCCACCCCACCUCUCCUUUUUUAUCUCAUCCCUUCUAUAGAAAAAUAGUUUGUGCUACAUCCAUAUGGUGGUAAAUCUGCCACAGUGGGAAUUUACAUGCAGUGAUCAUAAUCUUGCUUGCCUUCUACAGAUGAUCUCACUUGACCCUUGGGCUGUAAGCAGACAGGCAGGCUAUGGACACCUGUGCUGUUUUGGGUCUCUCAAUGCAUUUAGCUUGUCUAUUGGAUUUGGGAACAAAGAAAACUUCUGUGUGGUUCUAGGGUAAAAUGGGCAGUGUUCUGCUAGUCUUUAGUCCUUGAGUGGACUUUAGUUAACAGGUUGUGGACUUGCGGAGGUAGAAUGUAAUAUUUUAAUUUAAGCUGCUUUUAAUUCGUUGACUGAGGUUCUAAAACAGUCUAUAGCUACUACAGUUGAAACAUUUUGGGCACAGAUCUACCAUUGUUAGUCAUUUCUCAAGCUUUAAGAAGUUAGUUCUUUGUAAAAUACCUUGGCUGAAUAUUCUUUUGUGAUAAUUUAAGAUCAACUACGGAUGACAACAAAUGAAAGCAAAGGUUUUCAACAGAAUGCAGUUUAGCAAGGUAGUAACUAUUCCUCAGUCGUUCGGUUAGGUGUUAAUACUUUUUGCAGUGAAUGAGUAGCAGUGGACUUAACACUCUUCAUGUCCUGUAUAUAUCAUGUGCACUGAUAGAGAAGCACAAAAGGUGUAUCUACGAGAGUUUCUCUGUGCGUUUCACUACUGUCCUAGGGCACUGCUGUCUCUGUUCAAUUUAGGUUUGUGUUUGGAUGUUGUACGAGUACCGUUUAAUUUCAAAUAUAAGUGUCCAAAGAAUAGAGUCUUUAAUUUUGCUUAUUUGCUCAUAUCUCACUUCAAAGUUAGGACAGGAGACAACUGAUUUUCCAUUUUCUUACAAACUUUUUUUCAGUAACAGGGAAGGAAAAUAAAACCCUGAACUAUAUUGUAUAUAUAUAUUUGUGUAUAUUAAUACACACAUAGUAUAUAUAUAUAUACACACACAUAUUUUCUUAUGAUUGUGUUUGAAAUGCAUUAGCUUAAUACCUUAUAAAAAAUCGUCUUUGGUAAGUAUUGACACAAUUCAGAUUAUAAGUUUUACCUGUUGGCUUUAAUGAAAACUUAAAACAAUCUUAUUUCAGAAUAAAAUAAUCAAAUGGAAUUGUAGUUCAUGGAUUAACUAAGGUGAGAUAUUCUUAUAUAUGAGAUUGUCUUUCAUCUAAUCAAAAUAAGGAUAUGCAGUUUAGUUUGGAUGGGAAAGGGGGUAAGAAAUUUUUUUUUUUUUUUUAACCCUGCUACUUCCAAAACAAGGGUUUGAAGUGUCUUUGAUGCUGUGGAGACUAGGUAAUGUUCAUGGAAGAUGUGUAGUCUUAAAACCGUUUUCUUGGAAGUAGGUUUUAGUGUAUACAAGGUGAAGCUAUUUAUGCUGAGUCAUGUUAAAUUUUAUGUGGGACCUAAAAAGCUGGCAGAAAACAAUUGAAGUGGUCUCACUAAAUAGGAUAUUAAGAGAACUGGACUUUAGAAUAAAUGUGAUAAUUAGGUUUGUAAACUAUUCAGUAAUCAUUUGUCUUAUGUGGAAUGAUUUAACAUUUAAUUUUUGCCUUAAUUAUCACAGCAUUUUAUUACUUUACCUUCUAGGGCAUUUUAAUGUUUGGAAAAAGACUCUCAGUAAACCAUUGGAGUAAUUCUAUUUAUGGUAGUAAUGAAGUUCCUGGUGAAGUUCCUUGGUUGUCAAACAGAGCAGAAAAGGUACCCUCUGAAACACCUGUGGGGUUUACCUCGUUCUACAAAUUGAGACCUUUAGAGUGGAUUUGUGUUUCUGGAUUCAUUAUAUUCUGGCUAAACAGUAGCUUGGUCUCUUUCCCUCUGUGUUAAUGGAAGGAUGAGGACUGAUUUUCACUUAAUUUGGGUGUGGCUAUUAUAAAUUAAGAAUUUCCAAUGAGUUUAAAUGUUUGCCGGAUAAAGUCUACUAGAAAUGCCAGCUGCACUCUCCACUGAGAAAAUGAACAAAGACCUGUCUUAACAGUUAUUCUUUUUUGAAAGCUUUUUGAUGUAAAUAACAUCAGUUUAGAAAUUAAAAACCUUUUAUCAUACAGAAUACAAUUUGGAUGAAGGGAAGUUUCCUUUGUAUUUUAAAACAUUUUUAUGGUUGAUUGUUCAAAUAUUGGCUUUCUGUAAAAAUAUUAUCGUGUUACAUUUAGACUGUUUGUAGUGCAAUAUCAAUAAAUUUUGCUGCUCCAGCAGUUUUAAUUACUACCUUAACCUGGUUUCUGCUACUGUUACUUGUUAUUAUAUUUUGGUUGUGUCUCUUUGGACCGAUAAAAAAUGACAAGUAUGAGAUAAAGACCUGCUUACAUGAUGAGAAGAAAUCUUAAAAGGUAGAAUGUGUCUGCAAAAGUGAAAAUAAAGAACUGGUAUGUAUUCUCCA
Lynx canadensis (Canada lynx) is the source of this 8876-nucleotide messenger RNA. RefSeq names its product decapping mRNA 2 (gene DCP2). Lineage: Eukaryota; Metazoa; Chordata; Mammalia; Carnivora; Felidae. Gene Ontology annotation, cellular component: cytoplasm; P-body. Gene Ontology annotation, biological process: nuclear-transcribed mRNA catabolic process, nonsense-mediated decay; deadenylation-dependent decapping of nuclear-transcribed mRNA. Gene Ontology annotation, molecular function: manganese ion binding; RNA binding; 5'-(N(7)-methylguanosine 5'-triphospho)-[mRNA] hydrolase activity. The coding region runs from base 123 to 1391 and encodes 422 amino acids. The transcript has 11 exons. The record is from RefSeq and is a predicted model, not a curated record.